CGCAAUAGGACCAUUUGGCACUCCUUUUCCAAAACUCUCUUUCGGAAUCACCCCAUUCUGCGGUUGUGGUUCCAUGUUGGUUGUACGAUAGCCCGUUACCUUGACUGCCCUCGCAAAUUUCUUUUAUAUUCCUCUUCUUCCCAUCAUGUCUCUCUCAAUUCGACCGUGUCUGCGGGCUUCUAGCUUGUUCAAAAUACGACCUAGAGCUCUACCAAUUCGGCAACAUCUGCAAAGAAGAACGCUCAUAGAACCCACGAAUCCAGGGAAACCACCGGGGAAAUCAGAAGGCCCCUCAGUUGUUCCAUUUGCGAAGACGCGGCUUUGCGUGGGCGUUGUGUUUAUUGGAGCUAUAAUCUACUCCAUGGUAGCUUUCCCCUAUUUACUCUAAUUGCCCGGGGACAACCGGACUGAUUUCCUUAGGCCACCGAAGAACCUGCAAAGCUCGAUGGCCCUUCAAUUGCUGAGAGAGACAGCUUACAGAAGCGGGAAAGUGGCGUGACGGAGAACUCACCAAUGCGAUUGCGAAUGGAGGAUUUCAUAAAGGCUCAACAGAAGGAAAUCGUUCGGGAACUGGAAGCUGUGGAUGGCCAGAAGUUCAGAGUCGAUACAUGGACAAGAGAGAAGGGGGGUGGUGGCAUCUCCUGUGUUUUGCAGGACGGGAAUGUGUUUGAGAAAGCUGGUGUGAAUAUCAGCAUUGUCUACGGAACCCUUCCCCGUCCUGCUAUUGAGAAGAUGAGAGUCAAUCACAAGGCUAUGGAUGCGAGCGUGGAAUCGCUGGACUUUUUCGCUGCCGGUCUUAGCAUGGUUCUUCACCCAAUAAACCCUAUGGCACCUACAGUUCACCUCAAUUACCGGUACUUCGAAACCGCAAACCCGGAUGGAACGUCGAAUGCUUGGUGGUUUGGAGGUGGAACUGAUCUCACACCAAGUUACCUAUUCGACGAGGAUGCGAUCCAUUUCCAUAAGACCAUCAAAGACGCUUGCGACAAGCACGACAAAUCAUACUACCCAAGAUUCAAGGAAUGGUGUGACAAAUAUUUCUUCAACAAGCAUAGAAGCGAAUCUCGAGGAAUUGGUGGAAUCUUCUUCGAUGAUCUAGACGGGACGGAAAAGGACCAAGAAAACACAUUUGCGUUUGCCCAGAGUUGUUUGAAGGCUUUCCUACCAUCGUACCUCCCAAUUAUCAACAAACGGAAGGACAUGCCAUAUACUGAGAAGGAGAAGGAGUGGCAACAGAUUCGAAGAGGGAGAUAUGUUGAGUUCAACCUGGUUCAUGAUAGAGGGACUGCAUUUGGUUUGAAUACACCUAGUGCGAGGGUGGAGAGCAUUCUGAUGAGUUUGCCUCUUACUGCUAGCUGGAGAUAUAUGUACGAGCCAGAGAAGGGAUCAAGAGAGCAGAGACUGGUGGAUAUACUGAGAGAACCAAAAGAAUGGGUAUAG
Molecule: messenger RNA, 1440 nt
Organism: Hymenoscyphus albidus
Lineage: Eukaryota; Fungi; Ascomycota; Leotiomycetes; Helotiales; Helotiaceae
Source: the annotation of a GenBank genome assembly